Molecule: messenger RNA, 2688 nt
Organism: Pseudozyma flocculosa PF-1
Lineage: Eukaryota; Fungi; Basidiomycota; Ustilaginomycetes; Ustilaginales; Ustilaginaceae
Exons: 2
Coding region: 1-2688 (895 amino acids)
Biological process (GO): mitotic cell cycle
Source: RefSeq, a predicted model, not a curated record
AUGGCCUCCCCUCCGAAGCGCAGAAACGGCGUGCUGCGCUCCGUCGCCCACCAGCCCAUGCGGCAGACGCGUUCCAUGGCUCGGAUUGCCGCGCCCACCGAAUCGGCCGCAGACUACUGGUCCAACCAGGCCGGCUCGCGCGGCCACCGCACAGCCGUCAGCACCACGGCCGAGAGGCACGAGGACCUCGAGCUGUCCGACGGUCUCUCGGACACUGAAACUGACCCCCGCAAACAAGCUCUGAAAAACUCUCUUCUCGGCAGGCAGGCUGCGCUCGAUGUCGACGAACGUCGUCAGGAAGCCGUGCGCCGUGCUCCCCCUCCGCAGACCUACGCUCCUCGUUCGCCGCAGAAGCUCGGCGCAGCCAGACAGGCAGCUACGUAUGAAUUCGGUCCGGACUCUCCGCGCAUCGCUCGCACGCAGCAGCCGAGGAUGGAGAGCCCGCGCAAGGGGCGGCUCGACGACUUUGAGUUUGAGCUGGAUCGUAGCCUGGUGGUCAACAACUCUCCAGCGAUCGACACGCGCGCCGCACAGUCGUCGCAUGACGCUCAGCGAGCCGAUCUCGGACUGCCGCGCUCUCGGGCAAGCCACAAUCUGGGCGACCAGCAUCCAAGGCAGACCUCGGCUGCCAUCGAUCGGCGAGUUGACCGAGUCGCGCCGGGCACGAGCAGGUCCCCUACGAAGCCUGUCCGGUCCGUUCGACCGACGAGCCCGACCAAGCCCCUCACCGUGCCAAACCCUUUCAAGGUGCACGGAACUGCUCGGAGCACCGACUUGAAAAACGCACAGCACGACUUGGCGAAGCGACCGCACUCUACCAUGUCCCCCUCGACGUCGAGCGAGUCGAUCAGGGCAACCGAUGAGCGCAGGGCUGGCACCGGCACCUCGACGUCCCGAUCCCACAUCUUCAAGAGUGCAAGAGCCCUGCAGCCUGAACAGAUGUCGGAGGCACAGACGUCAGACGGGGCCAUGAGACCCAGAGACGCCGCAGCGAGCAAGGCAGACAGGCAUGCGCAGGGCCGGAGCGAGGCGGCCAUGCAAUACCGCGAACAGGGCACGGCGCAGCCACCGGCCUCGCGCGUGUCGCCCUUGAAGGCUGCGGCAGCAAGCGGUCCGGACAUUUUCAAUCGGUCCCCGUCUCGCAGACCCAUUGAUCUGGCCAAGUUGAGGCCCUCUCCGGGCAAGGCCAGGCGCGGCAUGUUCCUGCACGAGGCUGAGACACAAGACGAGGCGGCGGGAGCGGCAGCGCGGGGCGAGGUCAAGCAGGAGGCGGCGGAUGAAGGCGAAGAUGAGGACGAGUAUGUCUUGACACCAGGCCCUCUGCCUACCAGUCACUCUCGCCGGCGGUUGGGAAACAGGCCCUCGACCGGCAGCGAUCCUUCUUCGGGCGGGUCGGCCGACUCUUCUGCCACCGUCAAGCCGACGACCUCACAGGUCGACGUCAAGCAGACGCUGUCCACCGAGACCUCAAAUGCCCUGGCCAGCCUCGAGGCGUCGCUCGCCAAGCUCAGCGCGCAUUCUCACCGCCGCACCGCCUCCGCCGUGCCCAAGCAGGAGCAGCGGGACGUCAAGGCGUCGCCUCCCAAGCGCACGCUCGGCGACAAUCGGCCAUGGGUCCUCUCGCCAAGCAAGGUGCAGAACGGCGCCUCGAGUCACGAGGUGCGCGCCAGUGCCGCCGUCGAUAGUGACAAGCAGCGGCGAGAGGUGGAGAGCGACGGCGUGUUCAAGAAGCCGUCGAGCUUCCUGUUGAAGUCGAGGACCAUGUCCCAAGCGCGCGGGGGUCAGUCGGAGAGUGACGCCGACAGCUCCCACAGCUUCGACUCGGCUCGGACCACGUCCAGCGCGAGGCACGCCGCGUCGCUGGUGUCCUCACAGACCGAGACGAGCCUGGCGCCGCAGGACGACAAGGCUGCAGCGGCCGAAGCCGAGGCGAAGCGCAAGGCUGCGCUCAAGGCUGCCCGCCGCCGAUCGAUGCAUUCGAUCAUCUCGUUUGGCGCGAACCAGUCGAUGGGCUCGCUCAAACGGGAGCCUUCGACGCAGGGUAGUGGGCUGACUGACUCGUCGUUCGCACUGGCCGCCGACGCUUCAGCCACCAGCGAUCCAAAGGCGGCAGAGGAGGCAAAGAAGGCGGCGAAAGCAGCCCGGCGACGCUCGAUGUACACGUACGUCCCUACCAAGCGCGAGGACGCUGGCGACGCCGGAGACAAGUCGGUGGGCAAUAUUUCCUCGGGCUUGAUCAUCGGCGGCGGCGGGGGUGCGGUCGAUGCGGACGUAUCUGCGCACAGCGGCAAGGCGGAUCGUGCAAGAGCCCGCUUCCUCCGCGGCCUGACGGUGUUGGUCGACGUGCGGGACCAGGAUGGCGAGGAUGCGUCGGCAUGCUGGGUCGAGAUGCUCAAGAACGCCGGCGCCAAGGUCCUCGUGCGCUUCGGUGAACGUCAGCUCACCCACAUCGUCUACAAGAGCGGCCGCCCGAGCACGCUGCAUUCGUACCGCGCGCUGCCGGAGCCAAAGCCGCUGAUUGUCGGGAUCAGCUGGGUCGUCAAGUGCCUUGAAGAAGGCCGCAGGGUCGACGAAGAGCCUUACAUUGUCGAAGUCGGGAAGGAGGCCAUCUUCCAGAAGCGACGGCGCUCGUCGAUGGCACCGCGCCAGGCCCCGGCAAAUUCGGCUCCGCGCAACCCGCGUGAGUGA